AUGGGUUGGGACGAUUCCGACGAUGAGUGGGACGACGACCUCGACAAAAAGGCAGAGGAGCACAAAAAGGAGAAGGAAAAGGCUCAGAGACGCGCCGAAGGACGGGAGUCUGAAGAGGAAGACGAAAAGGACGGAGAGGCUGGCGGUUCCUGGGACGAUGAUGACGAGUGGGACGCCGAUGAAGAUGCAAUCGAAGCAAAGUUGGAGGCUCAGAGGAAAGAGAAGGAACGGCAACGUCGUCGUGACGAAGGCCUAGACUCCGAAAGUGAGGAGGAAGUGAAGAAGGAGGAACCCAAAGCAAAGGCUGCUCCAAAGAAGAAAGAGAGAGGCCCAACUCAGGCUAAGGAAGCAGAGAAGAAGCCAGAAAUUGAUCCUGCGCAAGUGCCUUUGAAAGAUCCAAAGGCCGAGCGAGAGCGACUUCGGAAGCUCGAGGAGGACAGAGACAGCAGGCUAGCAAAUGAUCUCUUCUCGGGCUUCGAGAAGAAGGAAUCGCUGCUCGAGAAGGAGAAGCGAGAGAAGGCAGAAAAAGCCGAGGCUGCGAAGGCGAAAGCAAAGCCGAAGGCAGUCACUGUGGACGAAUUCGAGGCCUUGCAGCUCCAGAAGAGCGAGGACGUCACCGCUCUUUUGGGCAAGUGCUUGGACAAGUUUGAGAAGGCUACUUUGGCCAAGGGUGGUCCCGACAAGUUCCUGAAAGGUCUGAUCAAGGGCUUAGAGGAGGCCUUCGACAUGAAAGAUCUGGAAGAUCUUGAGAGAAGCCUGGCCGACAUUGCCAAACACAAGAAGGCAGAGACUGGGGCAAAGGCGCAGAAAGACAACAAGGCCAACACGAAGAUCAACAAGAACACAAAGUUCAAUGCCAAUUCGGAAUGGGAGGAUGUCUAUGGCGGUGGGGACGACGACGAGGACUGGACCGAAGAAGAGUGGGCUGCCUGGUAUGCCAAGGAAGGCAAAUGA
This is a messenger RNA of Symbiodinium necroappetens, 954 nucleotides long. The record is from the annotation of a GenBank genome assembly. Lineage: Eukaryota; Dinophyceae; Suessiales; Symbiodiniaceae.